Cuscuta europaea is the source of this 2506-nucleotide messenger RNA. Lineage: Eukaryota; Viridiplantae; Streptophyta; Magnoliopsida; Solanales; Convolvulaceae. The record is from the annotation of a GenBank genome assembly.
AGAGAAACUCAGGCCUUCGGUCACAACUUCUGCUUUCAAGGUCAGUGCCCGCUUUCCCUUCACCUCUUAGCUACUUGUACUGUGCCCUUAGGUUAGGAGAUAGAAAAUUUAGAAAACACUAGCGUCUACGAGCCUUCGAACUAGAGUCAGCAUGUCGUCCCAGAGUGAUUCCCAGGAUAUCUCGGGGGAGCCUUCGGUAGAGAUGGAGACAUGCUCAGAUGUGGAGUCUUCGAGUGUGGAGUCCUCGGCAGGUGGUGAUGCCGCAGUGGCCAUGGAAGUAGAGAAGGACCUCCAGGCCGAAGUCGAAGCCGAGGGCUUCGAGCAAGAAAACGAGGAUGAAGAGCUUGCCCUCGCCCCCCCCCCGGGGUGCCGGGGAAGCCAGCUCCUCCCGGCCAUUGGACCCGACGCCCAUAAGUGUGGCUCCCGGGAAGAAACACAAGACGAAGGUGGCCCCGAGGAAGAAGCAAGCGGCAGUGGAUGCCGGGCGGCCGGUGGGCAUACCCGAGGGCCAUUCGUUUUUGAAUACUGCUGCUCUAGAGCUGAAGACGAAGGCAUCCCCGGCAGAAUACCAGUCCACCCAGAUGCUGGUUGGACCUUCAGCGCGCGUGGUGGAGCCCAGGGCGGAUGAUUUGCUGCGAUACUCGCCCGAGGGGUGCUUUGCUGCUCACACCCUCUCGGUGGAGAUGGGGCUCCGGUUCCCGCUCCAUCCUUUUCUCUUGGAGUAUCUGAGAUUUGUGGGGUUGGCCCCUUGCCAGCUAACGCCCAACAGCCACUCCUAUGUGGCCGGCUUCCUCUCCUUGUGUCAGAGCCGGGGGGGUCGAGCCCACACUCGAUCAAUUCUUCAUGUCCUUCAACCUUUGCCGGGGGGACAUUCAAAUGCUGAGGGCUUUGCCAACCUUCAGCAGGUACCGGAGUUCCGGAUUUUUGAUGAUGUGCCCUCGUCUCACAAGGGGUGGAAAGAGAGAUUCUGCUAUAUCCGCCUCGAGGAGAAUCCCUUCCCGGCCCAGCUCCGUAAUAGCUUUCGGCGCCUCCCGAAGGUGGGGAGCGCAGUUUUGGAGAAGAAUGGCAAAGUUCUUGCCAAGAAGCCGGAGGGGUCUGACAAGCAUGUCAAGAUCAGAGAAGUCACCCUUCCGGAGGAUUUGCUUAGCCUGGGCUUCCGGCAGUUCAGGCCGAGGGGCUCUUCGGAUGAGAGAUACCCUCCCCUCGAUAGGGUCUUCGAAGGCGCCGGAGGUAACAAUAUGGACGUUGGUUCCCUCUUCGCUUUGAAAAACGCGAAAGGAAAGAAGAAGGCCCCGGCGGGCGCUUCUGCCAGGGAGGGGCCCUCUCAAACUGCUGGCGCUGCUGCUGGCGCCGGAGGGUCCAAGGGUGCUGGGUCCGUCAAAAAGAAGAUUGCUGGAAAGGGGACCGAGCCCCUGGCCAAGAAGCCGAAGACCACCGCCCCUACCAAACAACCGAUCACCGAUGUGGUGGUGAUUGUGGACGAAGGGCACGCUUCUGCCUCCACCCCCCAGGAACAAAUCAAUCAGGAGUUCUUUGGGCGGGAGAGGUUGGAGGCGAUAGUACCGAAGGGGGCCUCUGUGUUGGAGGGCAGUUUGAACCCUUCGGCUCUGAUGAGCCAGAUGCUGCCGUCGGCCGACCGACUUGCCCUUGCCCGGCUGGACGAGGGAUCCCUCGAGGCGAAGGUCCUCCUGAAUGCUGCCUCCGCUUUUAUGGGCCUCUGCGAGCACCUCCGAAGGGUGGAUCAAAUGAGGGAGGCCGAGGGUGCCGCCGAGGGGGAGGCCGCCCUUCUCAGUAAGAAGCUUGCUGAAGCCGAGGACUCUCUCCGGCUGGCCACCGACGGCAUGGAGCAGAGGGUGCAGGCUGCAAGGGCCGAAGGGGUCAAUGAGGGGCUAGCCAGGGCCGGGGAGGCCGCCGCCGAGGCCGCCCGUAUUGCUGCCGAUGAAGCCCGCGCGGCUCAAGAAGAGGCCGUCUCCAAGGCCCGAGAGGAUGCGGUGACCAACUUCAUGGCCGAAGGGUGGAAGGCCGAAGACCGGAGGGAGUGGCUCGCUUCGGUGGUGGGGGCUUCAGUAGACGAGUGGGUCGGGGGCCCCGGAAAGAUGUGGCUUGCUGAGAGGGGCGACUCGUACUACCAAGGCGGGGAGUUCUUCACCCAACGCCUCAUCUACCGGAAGCUUGCGAAGCACUUUCAGGUGGCACCGGAGGAGUUCCGUCCCGAGGCUUAUGGCUUCCCCCCCCCCCCCCCCCCCCGCCACCCAAAUGUCAGGAUCCCGCUCCCCGAGGGGGAAGAGAGAUCGGUUCUUGAAGACUCGGAGACCCUCCGGGAGUGCGGCCUUGGCGGUGAAGAGGAUGAAGCCGAGAGCGAGGCGAUAUCUACAGUUCCCCCUUCUUAAAUUGUAUUCCCCCCUUUUGGUGUUGUAAUUUUUGGCCUCGGCCCCCUUUGUAAAGCACAAUCAAACUUCUCUUUUUUUUUUGAAUGAAUGAGUACACACGCCCUCGGGCCUUUGAU